Messenger RNA from Ramularia collo-cygni, 1473 nucleotides. RefSeq lists its product as uncharacterized. Lineage: Eukaryota; Fungi; Ascomycota; Dothideomycetes; Mycosphaerellales; Mycosphaerellaceae. The coding region runs from base 1 to 1473 and encodes 490 amino acids. The record is from RefSeq and is a predicted model, not a curated record. The transcript has a single exon.
AUGUCCUCAGCAACAAGCUCGCCGAUUGCAGCGAAACCAGCACAGGCUCAGGACUUCUGGGUGUUGCCAUCAACGCCCAUUCCAGCACAGACUAUCUUCUUUCCUGCCGCAGAUCAGAUUGGUAUCAACACUUUGAUCCCGGAUCUGUUGUGUUUUAAAACGACUCCCGAAUUCGACGAGGCACGCUUCAUCGAAGCCUUCAAGAAAGCUACGGCUGGCACGGUAUCUGAAAUCCCCGCGCUCGCCGGUCGUGUCGUUUACGAAGAUGAGACGUGCAAAACCAUCAAGUGUGUCAUUGAGGACAAUGACAAAGUUCUGGUCCGAUUGAACUGGAUGCCACAUCUGGACGCCAGCGAACUGGAAGCCCAACACUGGCCAUCUUACUACUUCCCACGCGGUGAGGUCUCCGUAACAAAGGCCCCAAUGUCUGGCGUCGGGACCUUCAAUUUUGGAAUCCAGGCCAACUUCUUCAAAGGUGGUCUUCUCAUUGUGAUUACCAUGAACCACUUGAUUCUGGAUGGAUCAUCAAUUGGCGAUCUGGAACUCAUCUUCGCCCAUCAUCUCUCGCGAGCUCUCGACGGCAAUGCCUCCAAGCCCUCCGGACUCCUCCCUCCAGCCGCAUUGGACAAGUCGGUGAUGUGGGGAUCCAAGAAUGCACGACCACUCCUCGAAUGGAAGGAUUGGCGUAAAGCACCUCCAAUGGUCGCACAUUCCGAGGAAGCAAUGGCUGCAUUCUUCGCACGAUUCGCAAAGUUGACCACAUCGGUCUGGUAUCUGUCUCCUGAGAAACAGGCGCAGCUGCGAGCUGCCUCGCAGAAACCAGGGCAGAAACUUUCCGUGCAUCUAUGCUUCUCAACCUGGCUUUGGGGAGUUUUCACUCGUGCCCGAGGACUCAGUCCCGACACGCUGACCCGCAACUUCACCGUCGCUCAGACUCGAGGACGCGUCAAGGUUUUACAUCCCAACCACUGCGGUAAUGCUCUAGUCUACGGACGAGCCAAGGCCACUGCAUCCGAAUUGAGAACUUUGAGCACAGACGUCAUAGCCGAUCGAAUUGCGAAAAGUGUAUCCUGGUGGACAGAAGAGCGCAUCCGAGAGCAAUGGGGUUCCAUCGAAGCCCAUCUCAAAAACGAACCCAUCACCACCGUCCAAGCCAACAUGGACCGAGAUUUCGGCACAGAUGUCGAGUUCAGCAACGUCACGCACAAUCCACUCUACAAAGUCGCUUGGGGUCGUGGAAUUGAACUGGCGAGAAAGCGACCAGUGGAGACGUCUUUUGCGGAUGGAUAUCUCAUCAUGUUCCCCAAGACCAAGGAUGGUGGGUUUGAAAUUGUCGUGUAUGCGGAAACUGAGACGUUGAAGAAAAUGGCUGCKGAUCCGAAGUUUAGGGAGUAUGCUGAGUAUCGGACGGCUUGUAACCCGGCGCAUGAUGAACUUAUUAGGGGCAUCGUUGUUGGGAAGUCUCGGUUGUGA